Ambispora gerdemannii is the source of this 645-nucleotide messenger RNA. Lineage: Eukaryota; Fungi; Glomeromycota; Glomeromycetes; Archaeosporales; Ambisporaceae. The record is from the annotation of a GenBank genome assembly.
AUGAGCAUCACGAUCAUUAUAGAAUUGAUACAGCUUUUUGAAGUCUCUAUGGAUCAGGAAGUUUCAUUUUCAGAUAUCGGGAGAAAACUUAAAGAUUAUUUGGUACAAAAUUAUUUACCCGAUCGAAAUCUUCAAGCAAUAUUGUUAAAUUCAUCAUUGCCUUUGCAUGUCACUGUUCUUGGUUUUUUGAUCAUUACCCAAACGAUUAGAGAUGUCGAGGUUGAUCCACUCAUCGUACCUCGCAAUUACCCCGAAUCGAAAAAAAUAUAUGCGCGUCAAUUGAUUCACCAAUCGGCAGAUCAAGACGAAAUGUAUGCUCAAUUUCUUUUGGCGAUUUCAUAUCGUUCUGGGCUUUGGCAUGUUCGUGAUAAUAGUCAGGCGUUCCAAUGGUAUCAAAAAUCAGUGAGAUCUAAUAACUUGGUAGCAUAUCAUCAUCUGGGAGCUUGUUACCAAUAUUCAAUUGGAUGUAAAAAAGAUAUGGCUAAAGCGUACAAGUGUUAUUCGAAAUUCGGAGAUGGAUUUCAAGACGGGUUGAUGUUAUGUUAUUUCAAGGGAGAGGGUAUCCAAAAAGAUAUUCAUUCAGCUUUAAAAUGCUAUGUGGUUAACCACUAUUCGAUUCGUUUCAUCAGACACCCGUUUUAUUAG